This is a messenger RNA of Anguilla rostrata (American eel), 1320 nucleotides long. It is a transcript of the gene abt1, whose product is annotated as activator of basal transcription 1. The record is from RefSeq and is a predicted model, not a curated record. NCBI's taxonomy places the organism in Eukaryota, Metazoa, Chordata, Actinopteri, Anguilliformes, Anguillidae. The transcript has 4 exons. Gene Ontology annotation, cellular component: nucleolus. Gene Ontology annotation, biological process: small-subunit processome assembly; endonucleolytic cleavage in 5'-ETS of tricistronic rRNA transcript (SSU-rRNA, 5.8S rRNA, LSU-rRNA); endonucleolytic cleavage in ITS1 to separate SSU-rRNA from 5.8S rRNA and LSU-rRNA from tricistronic rRNA transcript (SSU-rRNA, 5.8S rRNA, LSU-rRNA). Bases 158 to 1048 code for a protein of 296 amino acids. Gene Ontology annotation, molecular function: RNA binding.
GGUUUAAAAUCCGCCUCAAUGAGGACGUAGAAGAAGUAGACACUGUGCACGUGUGCAAUCAUGGCUGAAACGACUUUUCGUAAACACACGUUUUAAUACUUUGUAAAAUAUGCAUUAGAAAGAGUAUUGCAGAACGAAGUAUUGCCUUUCAACGAGAAUGUCGGACACAGAAGAGGAGGCUACCGCGCUGGAGGUGGGAGGGGCCACGGUGACUGACACCUCUGGUGAGAUGGAGGAAAGUGCGACUGAAGAGCUCGAGGACAGCCGGGAGGCGGGGAGCGAAGGCGAUGUGGAGACUGAGGAGGAAGAAAACGACGGAACGCAAGGAGAAGAUGAGGAUAAAGAUGAAGAUAAGGAGAAGUCCUCAAAAAAGAAGACUGCGCCUGGGAUAGUCUAUUUGGGGCACAUCCCGCCCAGGCUGAGGCCCAAACACAUGCGGAACAUGCUCAGUUGCUAUGGAGAAAUAGGGCGGAUAUUUCUGCAGCCUGAGGACCACUCCAUCAGGAGGAAGAAGAAGAAGACGGGCAGUAAGGCUCGCAGCUUCACGGAGGGCUGGGUGGAGUUCAGGGACAAGCGCGUGGCCAAGAAGGUGGCCGCCAGCCUGCACAACACGCCCAUGGGCGCCCGCAAGAGGAACCACUUCAGCGACGACCUCUGGUGCAUCAAGUACCUGCACAGGUUCCACUGGUGCCACCUGAGCGAGCGGCUGGCCUACGAGCAGACGGUGCGGCAGCAGCGCAUGCGCACCGAGAUCUCGCAGGCCAAGCGCGAGACCAACUUCUACCUGGCCAACGUGGAGAAGAGCCGCAACCUGGACAAGCUGAGGAAGACGAGGCAGAGGAAGGGCGAGGCGGUGGAGGAGAAGAGCUGGGACUUCACGCAGCGGCGCACCGAGGACGAGAUGCGCCAGGGCCGCCUCCGCAGGCAGGCCGUCUCCCGGAAGGGCCUGGAGAAGGCCCAGGACAAGGCCCGGCUCAUCCAGGAGAAGGCCCAGUCCAACGUGUCCCUGCUGGCCAAGAUCUUCAACAGCACGGCGCCCAGGGACUGAGCCUCUGUGUGCUCAGACCAGAGCGCCGGUGAACGGCCUGGACAGCGGCCUGUACACCUUCUCCCACCCUGUUUACUUUGUGUGUCACCGCUACACAGCCUGGACAACGGCCACCUGUACCUCCACCUGCCCACAAGACACCUUUUCUUCGCUGUGUUUAUUUUGUGUGUCACCACUACACAGCCUGGACAACAGCCACCUGUACCUCCACCUGCCCACAAGACACCUUUUCUUCCGAUGUGUUUAUUUUUGACGUCACCGCUUACCUGUGU